Messenger RNA from Labrus bergylta (ballan wrasse), 3758 nucleotides. It is a transcript of the gene atp6ap1a, whose product is annotated as ATPase H+ transporting accessory protein 1a. The record is from RefSeq and is a predicted model, not a curated record. NCBI's taxonomy places the organism in Eukaryota, Metazoa, Chordata, Actinopteri, Labriformes, Labridae.
CACCUGCUGUCAGAGAGCGCUUCCAAAGAUGGCGACGACAGGGACGAUGCACCUUCAGCGCAUCUCUACGUCUUUGGCCGUUUUGCUCGCUUUAUUCAGCUUAUUAAACUCGGCAAAAUGCGACGAGCAGGUGCCGCUUAUUCUGUGGACGAGCGAAGGGGUCUCCACAUCGACUCAGGCUCCUCCUGCAGCCGGUCACAUCGUGGAGCAGCAGCAGCUCUCCUCUUACCUGGAAAAAGCUCUGAAUGAAGGCGCUAAAAACGUGGUGCUGUUCCUUCAGGACAAGAUGAGCAUAGAGGACUUCACCAUGUACGGAGGAGCUUUUGGAAACAAGCAGGACAGUGUUUACCCUAACCUCGAGGUGGCUCUCAUGUCCUCGUCCUCCCGUCUGGUCUUACCUGCUGUGUCCUGGCCGGCCUCCAACGCAGUGAUUGGUCAGCUGCAGGACCAAUUAGAAACGUCCCCUCUGUACAUGGACCCCGAGACCCUGAGUCAGCUGAGACUGAACGCCUCCUCUUCCGCCCUGCUGGUGUUCAGGCUGCCGUACGGCAUCGGGGCCGAUCUGAUGUCUGCAAAAGAGAUUCUCAGUGGAAACGAUGAGGUGAUUGGUCAAGUGAUGAGUAUCAUGAAGAGCCAGUCUGUCCCGUACACGGCCAUUUACACGGCCCUGCGUCCCUCCAGGGAGGCGGCGUCCCUCUCUAUGGAAGCAGGUCAGGGCGGAGGCCGCUCUCUGCUGCAGUACAGAGGAGGAUACAGGGACAGGGAGAGGGAGAGGGAGAGGCAGCGCAAGGUCAAGGAGAGACCCGGGGUCUACGGACCCGUGGAAUUUAAGGAGGGAGAUGAAACCUGCAUCCUCCUGUGGGCCAAAAGCCUGUCCGUGAAGAUCCUUCGGAGCGGUACGUGGGAGGAUCAUGAUCUGACCCCGUCGACCUUCGGGGAGGGUGUCAGCCCGAAACUCCACGGCUCGAGCUGCGACAAAACCAAAGCCAGGUUGGUUCUGAACUACGAGAACGUCCUCGGCCACCGCAGCUUCAAACUGAUGUUUGCUAUGAGUCAGCGUCACUACAAAGUGUCUGCACGCCGCUGGUUCACGCUGGACGCCGUGGAGCUCGAGUACGACGGGACCAAAGCCACAUUUAACGGCAGCAGACACAUCUACGCUCCUGCUGAGUACUCGUACCGCUGCGAGUCCGUCACCAACUUCCGCUGGCCCCUUCUGACCCCGCGCACAUCCAAAGAUCCAUCCAACCAGUGGAGGGUCUCUUUUGAGGACUUUCAGAUCCAGGGCUUUAACGUGAGCAGCAGUGAGUUCUCGUAUGCCAGCGACUGUGCGGGCUUCUUCUCUCCCGGUAUCUGGAUGGGUCUGAUAACCAGUCUCCUCAUGGUCCUGGUCCUCACCUACGGCCUGCACAUGAUCAUGCAGCUCCGCACCAUGGACCGCUUCGACGACCCCAAGGGCCCCGCCAUCUCUGUGCCCCAGACAGAGUAGUAACACACACACAUGCACACACACACACACACGUACACCAAAACCCUGUUUCCACCAAGCGGUCCAGUUUGGUUCAGUACAGUUUGGUACGGUUACCCCUGAUCUUGUGUUUCCACAGCCAUCAUAUCCUAAGUUGGUAGGUGGGGUGGUGAGCCUGAUAGGGUCGGAUGGUUUCUCUUAAAACCCCAACAGAAGGGAAGCAAAAAAUUAGGACGGUACAGAUCGGUUAUUUUGGUACCAUUCCCAACUUGUGAUCCUGGAAACACCAAUAAAUGUGUACUGUACCAAACCGGUCCGAACUGGACCGCUUGGACAUGGGGCUUUGGUUACAUCAUCUUCACUCCUUUCCUCCUCUCUCUCCCUCAAACGCUCCUCUUCCUGCUGAAUGCCUCCCUCCCUUUACAUUCCUCCUCCUGUUCAUCUGUAGUUGGGCAUUUUGCAGAAUAAUUAGUGAUGUGUGCAGAAAAAGGGUUUAGUCAUCACUGCGUAUGUGUCGGUUCAGAUAUGUGGAUCCUGGGACUGAAGAAACAAGUUUGUGUCUCUCGUGUUGAAGCAUUACAUUUCGUUUAACGAUCAAAGCCGUCAUCAAAGUCUCCCACCAUCUCAAACAUGUCGUCGUGUUGGUCAAGAUGUUGGACAGAAGUGCAAAUCCAGGAAGACGUUGGGCAAUACUUCAACAACAAUAAAAAACAAUAUAUUUGAUUACUCAUCAGUUAUCUUGAAAGUGUAGCAUGAUACUGAUUCUAGCUAACAGUGCAGUAAGGUUGAUGCUAAGGCUAGGUUAGCUGUUGUCUGACUAGAGCGUUCCAUCAAUUCCCAGCCAACUUAGGUCGUCAAAAUGUUCAAUAGUACUUUUUGAUUCAACAUGUUUUUAAAUGAUACAAUCUCUGUUAUUUUAGUAAAUAAUAGUAUAAAACACCUCAAACCAUAUCUGUUAUUUUAAGAACAAAGAUGUUGACGGUGUUUUUGUGUAUAAUUUCGACUAGAGCCCAACCGCUUAAUCCGCCAAUAUUAUCGUAUCAAGCAACUAUCGGUAUCGGCCCCAAAAAUCUCAUACCUCUGUCAUACCUACUUUUGACAGAGUGCCGGAGUUAGCCUGCAUUUUUGAAAACAUGAAAUAAUCCAAUAUUGUCUGCUUAAGACUUCCUUUUGUUGCCGUGGUAUUGAAACAGGUUUCGAUAUCUGUUGUUUUAUAUUAGAAUCAUAUCAAACGUGGUGUUUAAAAUGCAGGUGUCGUGACAACCCUAGAGCCAACACUUGGGUUUGAUAGCGUAACAAAUUCAAAGCUUGUUGUGACGAGAAUUGGCUGAAUGUUCAUGCUAGUCCACUUUCCCAAACGGGAUCUAAGACGGUUCUUAAGUUGAACCACCUCUGAGCCAGCACUAGCAUCAGGUUCACUUUGGUGGAAAAGGAGGUAAUAGUGAAAGCAAAAAUAAGAAAUUAAGGGACAAAACAUAAUAAAUAUGAACCCAACAACGACCUUGAACUAAGUCUUCUCCAGAGGUCGCACACCAACACACGUGACCCAGCGUUACUCCGAUUCUCAGGUUCUCGAUCAUUCGAGGAAAUAGACAUUUCUGGCCACAUGGAUGAAAUGUAUCUCUUAUUCUAAUCCAUAUGGUUAAAGGAGAUUUUUGUGGAUAUGGGGUAAAUCUUUCAGAACAUGUAGCGCUGAUCCACCAGAGGCGCAGACUUGGGGUUAAGUUGUCAGGCUGAUGUGGAUAAAUGUCGUCCGUGAAAGGGUUACGAUUGUACAUAACUAAAGUUACUCAUAUUGAAAUGCUAUUUAUUGAUGGAACUACUUUUUGUGUGUUUACAUUUGUGUUUGUGAGUUAAAGUGAAACGAUGUAGCUGUUGAAUGAAGGAUGUUCGAUGAGUCAUAUCAUGGCAUAACGUUAACCUCCAGUAUUCGCCAUCGCAGAGCAAAGGGACGUGUGCACAACAGAAAGGGACCACUCAGAUAUAUAGCGUAAAAAAAUUCACACAUUUCCAGCUGUUUGUGAUUUUACCUUCGUGGUCGUUUCACACAAACAUGAGCUUAAAAUGUUUUUUUUAUUUGGAACUACGUUUGUUUUUUCUGUUAAAGUUAUCAUGAAUAGAAGGCCGACUUUUAAAUCUGAUGUGCACUAAAAUACACUCAAUGUGAAAUUAUUUAUUUUUGUUUAUUUUAUGUUGUUGUUUGUAGUGGAUAUGAAUUGUGAGGUCCUGAUUAUGGUCCUGUGUCGUGCUGCUGCUGCUGUGACCCCAAUAAAACAUCUGUGAGAAAGUU